AUGAAUGGAGUUACCACUAAUAAUGAUGGAUCUUCAGAACUUAAGGCACAAAUUCAACAGUACCUGGUAGAAUCCGGUAACUAUGAGAUGAUUUCUAAUAAACUCAAUGAAAGGUUGUUAAAAGAUGGGUGGAUUGACGAGUUGAAAAAAAUUGUUAAUAAAGAAGUAAAUUCAUCAAAUUCCACACAUUUUAGCCAAAUACUUUCAAAAGUGGAACCAAGAGCAUUGGAAAUGGUCUCUGAGCCAACAAGACAAGAAGUACUAAACCAGAUUAAAGUGGUACUCGAUGAAAUUGUCGAAUAA
Messenger RNA from Zygosaccharomyces rouxii, 303 nucleotides. It is a transcript of the gene SUS1, whose product is annotated as Sus1p. Lineage: Eukaryota; Fungi; Ascomycota; Saccharomycetes; Saccharomycetales; Saccharomycetaceae. Gene Ontology annotation, molecular function: transcription coactivator activity; chromatin binding. Gene Ontology annotation, biological process: regulation of transcription by RNA polymerase II; poly(A)+ mRNA export from nucleus; positive regulation of DNA-templated transcription. The record is from RefSeq and is a predicted model, not a curated record. Gene Ontology annotation, cellular component: DUBm complex; SAGA complex; nuclear pore. Bases 1 to 303 code for a protein of 100 amino acids. The transcript has 2 exons.